Molecule: messenger RNA, 1728 nt
Organism: Suillus plorans
Lineage: Eukaryota; Fungi; Basidiomycota; Agaricomycetes; Boletales; Suillaceae
Exons: 18
Coding region: 1-1728 (575 amino acids)
Biological process (GO): carbohydrate transport; transmembrane transport
Cellular component (GO): membrane
Molecular function (GO): carbohydrate:proton symporter activity
Source: RefSeq, a predicted model, not a curated record
AUGGCAGUCCUGGAAUACACAAUUGCAGACUUCAUUAAUCGAGAGUCGUGGUGGAGGAAUCGUGGUCUCCUGGUUUUAAACAUCUAUUUGAUAUUACCACUGCUGUCAUCAGUACUGAAUGGCCUUGAUUCGUCCAUACUAAACGGUCUGCAGAUUUUGCCCGGAUGGCAAGAAUACUUCCAUCAUCCGCAAGGAAAAACCUUAGGCCUCAUAAAUUCUGCCCAAGGCAUUGGUGCCCUCAGCGGGAUUCCAUUUUCCCCUUAUGUGUCUGACUUGCUAGGACGACGAGCGAGUAUGUUCAUCGGGGCAAUCAUCGUACUGGCUGGUGUCUUCACGCAAGCCUUAUGCACCACCGUGCAGGUAUUCAUCGGCGCUCGUGUGCUCAUUGGCUUAGGCAUAGCUUUCUCCAUCAAUGCUGCUCCCCUGCUCAUCAGCGAACUUAGUUAUCCAACGCAUCGUGGAAAAUUGACUGCUCUAUACAAUUCGAUGUGGUACCUUGGCAGCAUUAUCUCGGCCUGGAUCUGCCUGGUCGCUUAUGAUCGAACAGGGGCGUCGCAAUGGUCGUGGAGAGUCCCUGUAUUCAUUCAAGCUACUGUUCCUGUCCUUCAAAUGAUGUUGAUUUGGUUCAUACCGGAAAGUCCUCGAUUUCUAGCAGCUAAAGGUCUGGAAUCGCAAGCUGCGCGUGUCCUUGCUCAAUACCAUGCAAAUGGGCCAAAGCAAUGUGACCAUUUAGUAGCAUUCGAGAUGGCUCAAAUCCGACAUGCUCUGAAUGUUGAACGAGAGAUUGCCUCCAGUCCAUCCUACCUGACGUGUUUCGCAACUCCUGGUAACAGACGGCGCAUGUUUAUCGUUAUAUCGAUUGCAAUAUUCUCGCAGUGGAGUGGUAACGGUCUGGUCUCGGGUUACAUCAACAUUGUUUUGGAUGGGAUCGGCAUAACCACGACCCGGACAAAAGCCAUAAUUAACGGCUGUCUACAGGUUUUUAAUCUCGCUAGUGCUCUAUUAGGCACAACACUGGUGGACAAGUUGGGCAGAAGGAAGUUGUUCCUGACUUCAAAUAUCGGAAUGUUGAUCGUCUUCUCUAUGUGGACAAUUACUACCGCUCUUUUCAAGGAGACCGGGACACGAACAGCUACUGUACCGCUCAUUUUUAUGUUCUUCUUCUUUUAUGACUUUGCAUAUACGCCGAUGAUUAUUUCGUACACACUCGAGAUUCUGCCUUACAAUAUUCGCGCCAAGGGACUUGCAAUUAUGAACUUUUCUGCCUAUCUUUUCAAUACUUUUAACGCGUUCGUCAAUCCUUGGGCACUCGAUGCCAUAGGUUGGAAAUACUACCUUGUUUACUGUGGAUGGCUCGGUCUGGAGCUAGUAUUUAUGAUGGUGUUCAUUAUCGAGACGAAAGGUCGUACUCUGGAGGAAACCGCUGCUUUAUUUGACGGCGUGAGACCUCAGAAUACUACAGAACGGAAGGAGAGCGCAACUUUUUCCAGAACACCUCAAUACGCACCUAGACCACCCCGCCUAGAGAAGGAUAACCCAGACAACUAUUUCGAGCUUCAUGACAGCAGUAGUGCCCGGAGCAGUGCCUUUGGAUCACCUUCGCAUAUCGAGCUUCAGGAAUACAGUAGAGUGCAGAGCGAUGUCUUCGGAUCGCUUUCGCAUCUCGAAACACAGUCUGAAGAGUCUGCCAUUACGGCUGUUAACCACCAUCACGAUAUUGUAUCUUAG